Molecule: messenger RNA, 1668 nt
Organism: Penicillium bovifimosum
Lineage: Eukaryota; Fungi; Ascomycota; Eurotiomycetes; Eurotiales; Aspergillaceae
Product: Major facilitator superfamily domain general substrate transporter
Exons: 1
Coding region: 1-1668 (555 amino acids)
Biological process (GO): transmembrane transport
Cellular component (GO): membrane
Molecular function (GO): transmembrane transporter activity
Source: RefSeq, a predicted model, not a curated record
AUGUCCGAGCAACCGGACUUCAAGCCCGAGCCAGAGAGCAAACCACCAGACGAAGAAAACCAGCCUUCAUCAACCAAGGAUGAAAAACCUACGACUCCACCGCUGGGAUGGAAAUAUUGGGUACUGUUCUGCACCCUGUGUCUCAGCGGAUUCGCAGUGACCAUGGAGGGUUCAAUCGUCGUAACCGCUCUGCCGACCAUAGCCCGGGAGCUGAACACCACUAAAUACGUUUGGGUAACAAAUUGUUAUACCUUAGCGUCCGCCAUCUUCCAACCGUUGGUGGGCUGGCUGGCCGAGGUGCUCGGCCGCAAGCCCAUCAUGCUAGGAAGUAUUGUGGUAUUUGCUGUUGGCAGUGCGAUGGCCGGCGCCGCCAAUUCCCUUGGUCUGAUUUUGAGCGGACGGCUCAUCCAAGGCAUCGGCGGUGGAGCCAUCCCGCUUAUGGCCGAACUCAUCAUCAGCGACCAGUUACCGCUGCAACAGAGACCACAGAUAUUGGGGAUGGUGAUGGCCACAUCCUGUCUUGGGUUGGUUUUUGGGCCAAUAAUCGGCGGUGUCAUCACCGAUCAUAGCACCUGGCGCUGGAUCUUUUACCUCAACCUCCCACUCGCCGGCGCCUCGCUUGUUUGCCUUUUCCCGGUGCUGACUAGUCGGACUGCCGAACAGAGGGUUGCCGCCCAGUCGCUGCGAGCCACCGCCAAGAGAUUUGACUGGGUGGGAAACUUCCUACUUCCAGCCUCCAGCGUCGCCAUUCUCCUCCCCCUGACCAUGGGGGGAACGAUGUAUGCCUGGGAUUCGGGACGAAUCAUUGCCCCCCUGGUACUUGGAGGUUGUGGUCUAGUCGCGUUCGCCGUCUAUGAACAUUUCUGUCCUUGUCCCUUGAUCCCGUUACGAUUGCUGCGCAACGUUUCUGCGAUCUCCCUGCAAAUUCAAAGCUUCAUCCAGAGCAUGCUUAUUAUGUGGGUGAACUACUUCCUAACUGUGUAUUUCCAGGCGGUGUUGGGAGUUUCUCCACAACAGGCCGGAUUCGACCUCAUGCCGACGAUCGUGGCCAUGGUUGUCUUUUCAAUUGUGGGCGGGGUGGCUAUGUCAAAGCUCCCUCGCUCGUGGACCGUGUUGAUUAAUUUAAUCGCCUUUGCAAUGAUGUCAGUUGGUCUGGGUUGCUUCACUAUUCUGACCGCCACCUCACCGACUGUCGUACACGUUGUGCUGCAGAUAAUAGUCGCCGGAGGCAACGGGCUGCUGCUUGCCACUCUACUGCCCAUGGUCCAGGGCCAGUUUGACGAGGAAGACAUGACGGCGGUUACAGCCCUUUUCAACUUCUUGCGCAGCUUUGCCCUAGUUUGGGGCAUGACCAUUCCUUCCAUCAUCUUUGACCAGAGCGUGAACAAAAACUUAGACAUGGUCCCACAGAAUGUGCGCUCCUCCUUAGGAGGGGGAGGUGCAUACAUUCGAGCCAGCAAUGAGUUCAUCCAGUCGUUCGACGGAGCACCUAAAAGUCAGAUCUUAGGUCUGUACGAACUGGCUCUGCGCGACACCUGGUGGGGGGCGAUGGCAUUUGCGCUCUUUGGAUUUGCGCUGAUAGCCCUCCAGAGGCCGGGGAAAAAUGCAGCUCCGGCUUCUCCUACAGAAGAACCUCAACAGAGUGAAAAGCGAAAAGACAAUCACUGA